Molecule: messenger RNA, 4111 nt
Organism: Chelonia mydas (Green sea turtle)
Lineage: Eukaryota; Metazoa; Chordata; Testudines; Cheloniidae
Gene: TMEM125
Product: transmembrane protein 125
Exons: 2
Coding region: 865-1527 (220 amino acids)
Source: RefSeq, a predicted model, not a curated record
GCCAGCUCAGCCAGAAGCCUUGUUCCACCUCUUCACCACUCCCCACCGCUUCUGUCACUUGAGCCAGGGAGGAAAUGUGAAAUGAGACAUCCUGCUCUGAGUGGGGAGGGCGACACCCACACACCACAGUUACAGCCCUGGAAUCUCUUCCAGGACAACAGGUUGUAUCAGACCCCUCCCUGCUGGGGAAUGUACCUGUCACAGUCCAAGUGAAAGGGUUGUGCUUGCUGCAGCCUAUCAGAAGCUGGUAGCUGGCUGAACAGGCCAAGGAAGGAGAGCUGGAAGUUACACCUGUUGCCUGGCAGGCCGUUGCUGUUGGAAGACUUUACCCUUCGGCCAUAUCCCAGGACCUGCCAUGUCAGCCUGAUUCCAAUGGAAGGAGAGUGUGGCACAACCUCAGCUGCCAGCUGGGAACUCAGGCAAAGGCGGAGAGGCGGCUGAAUUGUGCCUCAAGUUGGUGAUUACUUGUCAGCUGUGGAUGAAAUAACUGGGACAAGGAGGGGGCUGGAGGACUCAGUACCAGCCACUCCCCAUGACACUCUGGAGGUGCAUCAGCUCACUACACUGGACACCGCAGAUCAAUUGUCCUGCCCUUCAGCCAUAGUCUUUCCUGGCACUUCCCCUGGCGUGCAGCCCGUAACUCACUAGGGGAUGCAGUGAUGGGCACCCCUGCUGUAUUGGAGCUCUGACAUUCAGUGGCCACAGGGCAUCAGAGGGCAAGAACACAAGCUGCCUGCCUCACAAGGAAAUGCCACAGCCUUCACAGCUGCUGUGGCUUUGACCUCCCCGGCCAGGGACCUGGCGCCAUCUGUGUGAUCAUCGCAGCACAUCCCGCCCAGCCUAGAGGCCCCUCAGGCACCCACCAUGCCUGAGCUGGAGCAGCUCAGUGUGCCCCGGCCCCCUGCGGAUGCUGGCCGUAUUCAGAGGAACAUCCUUGAGGAGCAUGUCGAGCUGUGGUGGUUCAAGGACCCUAAGAAAUCCAUCUUGUGCUAUGGGGUGGCCGUGGUGCUAAUUCUGGCCUGCGGGACAGGGGGCAUUGUCCUCCUCUAUAGCACCAGCAGCCGGUCCGGGGAGUGGCGGCUGGCUGUGGGCACCACGCUCUGCCUCCUGGCCUUGCUAGUGCUGCUGAAGCAGCUGCUGAGUUCUGCUAUCCAGGACAUGAAUUGCAUCCGGAGCCGGAACCAAAUUGAGCUGCUGAAGAGUGGUGGCUUUUCGGACUGUGUGGUGCUGCUGCUUAGCGCUCUGGUUCUGCUGGUCUGUGGCGUGGUCCUCACUGUCCUCUCCACCACGACCAUGCAGCUCAGCCCCUCACGGCCUCUGGCCAGCAUGUUCACCAGUGGAGUCAUCCUCAUGACUGCUGGGGCUGCCAUUCUACUCUGCCUGCUGCUUUACGUGCUCAGCACCUCCUGCUGCCCAGUUGCUCCCAGGAGACUGGGCACAGGUGACAUUAGCAUCUUCACCAUCUCCAGCCGGCUCGCUGUGAACCGCCGGCUCGCCACCACCUCCAGCAUGGCCAACCUGAUCUAAGGCUUGGGCAGAGCCAACAUGCCCUUCAGUAUGGCAAAUGUGCACUAACCCUGGGGCAGGGCAAGCCCAUGCCCGCCACCCUUUCAGCAGGGUCAAGCUAAUCUUAACCUGGGGAAGAGCUGAAAUUUGAGUGUUGCCUUGACCCAACUGCAGUUAUCAUUGAAAGCGGACUGGCAUUUGCACUUUACUCAGGCCAAUCGGCCUGAACUCUGGCAAAGACAAGGCAGUUCCUGAGUUGAUUUGAUUUAACUGGAACUUUACAAGGAGGACACUGGUCCUAUUUUAUUUUUUACCUCAGCAAAGUCUUCUGUGGCAUUUGCUGUCCAUCCCUCUGACACACCGGGAUCCCUGCUCUGAAAGACGAAGAGGAAGUGUGCAUGUCCUGGGCCUGGCCCUGUUGAGAAGCCCUUGCUGCUCUGGGGAGAUCCUGAAGUGUUUGCCGCUAAAAUAAUCUGUUUCUCGUGUAAGAGUCUUGCACUCUACUGGCUGGCAGGGCUAUGACUGCUGAUGGUGGAGGAGUCUCCUACAGCUCUGGGGUAGAGCUGCUCCUUGGGGAUCCAAGUCCUAGCACGGAUUGUUUCCAAACAAGUUGUGCCACUGUGAGUUUGUGCAUGUGUCCCUGAGACACCAAGGCUGCUGGGUGACCUGUCCCAAGCUUCCCUCCAGCAGCUGAGCAUGGAGCCAUGUCCCCACCGCUAGAAGGGUGAGCAGCCUGCUGCGAGCGUUGAUAUCUAACAAAGAGGGGGACAUGGGCCCAAGCACCUUGUUGCCUGCUGGGUGUGAGUGCAGCGCUGUGUGCAUGUGCAUAUCCCUGUGCGUGACUGUGGAGUAGGGUGACCAGAUAGCAAGUGUGAAAAAUCGGGACGGGCUGGGGGGUAAUAGGUGCCUAUAUAAGAAAAAGCCUCAAAAAUCGGGACUGUCCCUAUAAAAUCGGGACAUCUGGUCACCCUACUGUGGGGAGCUGGCACUGGGGAGGGAUCGUGCAUGUAGAUAGCAGUGCAGAUGGGGUGGAUACAUUGAUGUGAGUGGCACAGAUGAGUGCAAGUGCUGGAUAGGUGCAAAAAUGCAUCUGUAUGUGUGAUGUCUUUUUGUGUUUGAGGGGAUGUGUGACCUGUCUGCAAAUUAUAGCUGUGUAGUAAGCACAUGCCCUGACAUGUAUGGCUUGAUUACAGUGAGGUAUAUUUGCAGCCCUUAAGCAGGGUCCUCCCUCCCCCAGCCAUUCUUCAGCUAAAUGAGACAGAUUUAGCUGUCUCAAUUGCUCCCCCAAACUUGUCCCCUCUGCCCUGAUCACUGAUGCUCUUUGAAAUCUCUUCAAUUUGCAGGUACUCUUUGUGGGGGUUGUGGUUCCUGGAACUGAGUGUGGCAUUUCAGGAGCAAUUGUACCAGAGCCAUAUACACAUGUAUAGAGGAGCACUAUUCCCGCUUUACUCUGGAAUGAUACUUCUGGGUACAACCCCAAACCAUGCUGGCUAAUAAUGCCGCGAGCUCAGAAUGAAAACUCCUGUAUCACUCGGCCUCUCCCAGCCACUGAACCACUCUGUGAUGUUCUGCCAGAUUAAUUACUUGCACGUAUCCAGGCAAACUCUCAUUUUGUUAGUCCCUGCCUGAGUCUAAGCGCUGCAAGUCCCUCUCGGUCAUUUCUCCAGCCUGUCUGGGGCUUGCAGUUCUGUCCAGGUUAGGAUCAUCUGCACCUUUUAUUAAGAUGUUGUUUCCUCCCUCUUCUUCAUCACUAAUUAAGACAAGUCCUAAAACUCACCUUUUGCAUGCUCCCACCAGAUGCUGCCUUCCCUUCAUCCACCAAUGUACGUCUGUCAAAAAAAGCAAGCCAUUUUGUUAUUUUUUGUUAGCUUAGCACUCAGAGACCUCAGGUGAGCUUGGGGCCCUGUUGUGCCAAAUGCUGUACAUACUGUAGUGAGACAGUCUGGGCCCAAAGAGCUUAGUCUGCAUAGACACGACAAAGGGCAGGAAGGGAAACAGAGGCUCAGUGCAGCAGUGACUUGCUCAAGGUCACACAGAGCUCAUGACACAGCUGGGAAUAGAAUCUUGGCCAUUUGUCUGGCAAGAUCUGUUAUUUAUAAAAACAUCCACACUGCAGCUCAGCCAUAGCCACAUGUCUCUCUACGCUCUGCUUAUUAUGGUUUGUGCAUGAAUGCAGGUGUGUGCCUGUCUUCCUGCUUGUGCAUGGUUCUACCCAUCGGUAUACCCGUGCAGUUGCACCUGUGGGCAUACGGGUCUGUGUCUCUGCCUUCAUUCACACCUGCAUGAACAUUCAAGUCUGUGCCCCUGCUUGCGGCACCCAAUCUCUCCAUACACCUGUCUGUGAAGAUCCCACUGGAGGUCAGGGGGCCAUAUAACAGUUUUACAUUUCGCAUGUGCACUAAGAACUGAACAGGCCACUCACAAAAGACAGUGAGAAGCUGUUUCCCUGGACACAUCUGACUUGGGGGCAGGCAUCCCUGAGUUAGCAACAGACCCCCUCCUAGGGCAUCAGUGUUACUGUUUCAUUCACUUCGGGUUUUUCCGCCCCUGUGUUGUGUGAACAGAAAGAUAAUAAAGUGGUACUGAAACUGCAUGUUGCAGUCUG